AUGGAGUCUUGCAUGGUAUUUGGUGCAGUUAAUGUUGAGGUUGGUGCUGUUGAUAUUGAGGAUGGUACAGUUGUUGUUACUAGAGUGGUAGAUGUUGGUGCAGUUGAUGUUGAGGUUGGUGCAGCAGUUGUUGGUAGAGUGCUAGAUGUUGGUGCAGUUGUUAGUGCAGCAGUUGUUGAUAGAGUGGUGGAUGUUUGUGCAGUUGUUGUGGUGGAUGGUGCAGUAGUGGUUGGUAGAGUGGUAGAUGUUGGUGGAGUUGAUGUUGAGGUUGGUGCAGUUGUUGGUGAUAGAGUGGUGGAUGUUGGUGCAGUUGAUAUUGAGGUUGGAGCAGCAGUUGCUGGUAGAGUGGUAGAUGUUGGUGCAGUUGAUGUUGAGGUUGGUGCAGCAGUUGUUGGUAGAGGGGUAGAUGUUUCUGCAGUUGAUGUUGAGGUUGGUGCAGUUGUUGUUGAUGGAGUAGAAGAUGUUGGUACAGUUGAUGUUGAGGUUGGUGCAGUUGUUGUUGAUGGAGUAGAAGAUGUUGGUACAGUUGAUGUUGAGGUUGGUGCAGUUGUUGUUGAUGGAGUGGAAGAUAUUGUGGUAGAUGUUGGUGCAGUUGUUGUUGACAGAGUGGUUGAUGUUGGUACAGUUGUUGUUGAAGGAGUGGUAGAUGUUGAUGCAGUUGUUGUUGAGGUUGGUGCAGCAGUUGAUGGCAGAGUGGUAGAUGUUGGUGCAGUUGAUGUUGAGGUUGGUGCAGUUGUUGUUGAUGGAGUGGAAGAUAUUGGUGCAGUUGAUGUUGAGGUUGGUGCAGCAGUUGUUGGUAGAGUGGUAGAUGUUGGUACAGUUGUUGUUGAUGGAGUGGUAGAUGUUGGUGCAGUUGAUGUUGAGGUUGGUGCAGUUGUUGUUGAUGGAGUGGAAGAUAUUGGUGCAGUUGAUGUUGAGGUUGGUGCAGCAGUUGUUGGUAGAGUGGUAGAUGUUGGUACAGUUGUUGUUGAUGGAGUGGUAGAUGUUGGUGCAGUUGAUGUUGAGGUUGGUGCAGUUGUUGUUGAUGGAGUGGAAGAUAUUGGUGCAGUUGAUGUUGAGGUUGGUGCAGCAGUUGUUGGUAGAGUGGUAGAUGUUGGUACAGUUGUUGUUGAUGGAGUGGUAGAUGUUGGUGCAGUUGAUGUUGAGGUUGGUGCAGUUGUUGUUGAUGGAGUGGAAGAUAUUGGUGCAGUUGAUGUUGAGGUUGGUGCAGCAGUUGUUGGUAGAGUGGUAGAUGUUGGUACAGUUGUUGUUGAUGGAGUGGUAGAUGUUGGUGCAGUUGAUGUUGAGGUUGGUGCAGUUGUUGUUGAUGGAGUGGAAGAUAUUGGUGCAGUUGAUGUUGAGGUUGGUGCAGCAGUUGUUGGUAGAGUGGUAGAUGUUGGUACAGUUGUUGUUGAUGGAGUGGUAGAUGUUGGUGCAGUUGAUGUUGAGGUUGGUGCAGUUGUUGUUGAUGGAGUGGAAGAUAUUGGUGCAGUUGAUGUUGAGGUUGGUGCAGCAGUUGUUGGUAGAGUGGUAGAUGUUGGUACAGUUGUUGUUGAUGGAGUGGUAGAUGUUGGUGCAGUUGAUGUUGAGGUUGGUGCAGUUGUUGUUGAUGGAGUGGAAGAUAUUGGUGCAGUUGAUGUUGAGGUUGGUGCAGCAGUUGUUGGUAGAGUGGUAGAUGUUGGUACAGUUGUUGUUGAUGGAGUGGUAGAUGUUGGUGCAGUUGAUGUUGAGGUUGGUGCAGUUGUUGUUGAUGGAGUGGAAGAUAUUGGUGCAGUUGAUGUUGAGGUUGGUGCAGCAGUUGUUGGUAGAGUGGUAGAUGUUGGUACAGUUGUUGUUGAUGGAGUGGUAGAUGUUGGUGCAGUUGAUGUUGAGGUUGGUGCAGUUGUUGUUGAUGGAGUGGAAGAUAUUGGUGCAGUUGAUGUUGAGGUUGGUGCAGCAGUUGUUGGUAGAGUGGUAGAUGUUGGUACAGUUGUUGUUGAUGGAGUGGUAGAUGUUGGUGCAGUUGAUGUUGAGGUUGGUGCAGUUGUUGUUGAUGGAGUGGAAGAUAUUGGUGCAGUUGAUGUUGAGGUUGGUGCAGCAGUUGUUGGUAGAGUGGUAGAUGUUGGUACAGUUGUUGUUGAUGGAGUGGUAGAUGUUGGUGCAGUUGAUGUUGAGGUUGGUGCAGUUGUUGUUGAUGGAGUGGAAGAUAUUGGUGCAGUUGAUGUUGAGGUUGGUGCAGCAGUUGUUGGUAGAGUGGUAGAUGUUGGUACAGUUGUUGUUGAUGGAGUGGUAGAUGUUGGUGCAGUUGAUGUUGAGGUUGGUGCAGUUGUUGUUGAUGGAGUGGAAGAUAUUGGUGCAGUUGAUGUUGAGGUUGGUGCAGCAGUUGUUGGUAGAGUGGUAGAUGUUGGUACAGUUGUUGUUGAUGGAGUGGUAGAUGUUGGUGCAGUUGAUGUUGAGGUUGGUGCAGUUGUUGUUGAUGGAGUGGAAGAUAUUGGUGCAGUUGAUGUUGAGGUUGGUGCAGCAGUUGUUGGUAGAGUGGUAGAUGUUGGUACAGUUGUUGUUGAUGGAGUGGUAGAUGUUGGUGCAGUUGAUGUUGAGGUUGGUGCAGUUGUUGUUGAUGGAGUGGAAGAUAUUGGUGCAGUUGAUGUUGAGGUUGGUGCAGCAGUUGUUGGUAGAGUGGUAGAUGUUGGUACAGUUGUUGUUGAUGGAGUUGUAGAUGUUGGUGCAGUUGUUGUUGAUGGAGUGGUAGAUGUUAGUGCCGUUGAUGUUGUGGCUGGUGCAGUUGUUGUUGAUGGAGUGGUUGAUGUUGGUGCAGUUGUUGUUGAUGGAGUGGUAGAUGUUGAUGCUGUUGAUGCUGUUGAUGUUGUGGAUGGUGCAGUAGUUGUUGAUAGAGUGGGAGAUGUUGGUGCAGUUGUUGUUGACAGAGGGGUUGAUGUUGGUGCAGUUGUUGUUGAUGGAGUGGUAGAUGUUGAUGCCGUUGAUGUUGUGGAUGGUGCAGUAGUUGUUGAUGGAGUGGUAGAUGUUGGUGCCAUUGAUGUCAUGGCUGCUGCAGUUGUUGUUGUUGAUGUAGUGGUAGAUGUUGGUGCGGUUGUUGCUGAGGUGGUUUCAGUUGUUGUUGGCAGAGUGGUUGAUGUUGGUGGAGUUGUUGUUUGUGCAGCUGAUGAUGUAAGUGAAAAUAAAACAGCACAAUAA
This is a messenger RNA of Sinocyclocheilus grahami, 3150 nucleotides long. RefSeq lists its product as uncharacterized. The transcript has 6 exons. Lineage: Eukaryota; Metazoa; Chordata; Actinopteri; Cypriniformes; Cyprinidae. The coding region runs from base 1 to 3150 and encodes 1049 amino acids. The record is from RefSeq and is a predicted model, not a curated record.